AUGAACAUACUUUUUAUCUUUGUUCUAACAUUAGGUAUUAUAAAAUGUAAUGAAAUAUCUAUUUUAAAUCAAACAAAAUUUAUUGUUAAAAAAUUUUAUUCAUUAAAUGGUUAUAAUUUAACUAUUAAAAAUACAGAUUUAAAAUUAAAUACUGCUGUUCAACAACGUUUAAUUGAAAUCUAUUUUGAUAUAUAUCCACGUCUGAUAAAUCGUUUUAAUACAAACGCUCCUCGUUCUAUUCAUGUAUUUAUUGAUGGUUUAAAUAAAUAUCCAUAUUGGGGUUUAGCAGUUGAUUCAACAAUAAUUAUUAAUUCAUAUCGACUACGAAAUCCAACAUCAUUUGCACGUUAUUAUGAUAUAUUUCUUCAUGAAUUAGCUCAUCUAGUUCAACAAUAUACAACACGGAAUCUAGCCGAUGUUAAAUGGUUAGGUGAAGGUCUUGCUGAUUAUGUUCGUUAUAGAUAUGGUGGUUCAAAUAUUGAUGCUGAUUGGUCAUUACCUGAUCAUACUAAUAAACAAUCUUAUUAUGAUAGUUAUAAAGUAACAGCAAGAUUUCUUAUCUGGCUUGAAAAUAAAUAUAAUUCAAGUGUUAUUGAACAACUUGAUAAAGGUUUACGGGAUGUUACAUAUAAACAAAAUACAACAUGGAAUGAAUUAACUGGACAAUCUAUUGAAAACUUAUGGUUAGAUUAUAGUCGAAAUUCAGAUUUAAUUACUAAUAUUCCAUUUAUACAAGUAACGAAAACAUUUGAAAAUGAUAAUAUUACAGAUGAUGAUCUUGUAAAUUGA
Molecule: messenger RNA, 789 nt
Organism: Adineta steineri
Lineage: Eukaryota; Metazoa; Rotifera; Eurotatoria; Adinetida; Adinetidae
Source: the annotation of a GenBank genome assembly